Messenger RNA from Carica papaya (papaya), 2005 nucleotides. RefSeq names its product auxin transporter-like protein 5. NCBI's taxonomy places the organism in Eukaryota, Viridiplantae, Streptophyta, Magnoliopsida, Brassicales, Caricaceae. The record is from RefSeq and is a predicted model, not a curated record.
CCACCUCUCUACACUACCUUUCAAACACAGUCUUUCUCAUCCAUCGAGAACUUCUCCCUGUGUAUAUAUAUACACCUUGUAUCUAUCUCCCUCCUCACAUUCGCAUUCUCAUUCUCGUUAACCCUCCUCAUGUCUAGACAAAACGAACUGUACUAAGCAGUAAGCUCACAGUAUUGUAGUUGGCACCCAUUAAUACAACUCCAGGUUAAGGUUGAUAUCUAACAGAUAUAAAUAUAGUCGGUGAUCGGAAGAAGAAAAACAGAAAGAGAGAGAGAGAGGGGAAUGGCGACUGAUAAGGUGGCGGAGACAGUGAUAGUUGGAAACUACGUGGAGAUGGAAACUGAAGGGAAGCCAAGGGACAUUAAGUCAAGAGUUUCCAAGUUUUUCUGGCAUGGCGGAUCUGUUUAUGAUGCCUGGUUCAGUUGUGCUUCAAAUCAGGUGGCGCAAGUGUUGCUUACACUGCCAUAUUCAUUUUCCCAGCUGGGAAUGGUUUCGGGGUUAAUCUUCCAACUCUUCUAUGGCUUAAUGGGUAGCUGGACGGCUUAUCUGAUCAGCAUACUCUAUGUAGAAUACAGAACAAGAAAGGAAAGGGAGAAAGUAGAUUUCAGAAACCAUGUUAUCCAGUGGUUUGAAGUUCUUGAUGGUCUUCUUGGAAAGCAUUGGAGGAACGUGGGUUUGGCAUUUAAUUGCACUUUUCUUCUGUUUGGAUCUGUCAUUCAGCUCAUAGCUUGUGCAAGCAACAUAUAUUACAUAAAUGAUAAUCUGGACAAGAGAACUUGGACAUACAUAUUUGGGGCUUGUUGUGCCACCACAGUGUUUAUCCCUUCAUUUCACAACUACAGAAUCUGGUCUUUUCUUGGUCUCUUGAUGACUACUUACACUGCUUGGUACCUCACCAUUGCCUCUCUCCUCCACGGCCAGGUUGAGGGAGUCAAGCACUCAGGUCCGACCAAGCUUGUGUUAUAUUUCACUGGGGCCACAAACAUUCUCUAUACAUUUGGGGGACAUGCUGUCACUGUGGAGAUAAUGCACGCAAUGUGGAAGCCACAGAGGUUCAAGGCAAUAUACUUGUUGGCUACAGUGUAUGUGCUCACACUGACACUCCCGUCUGCCGCAGCCGUUUACUGGGCAUUCGGAGACAUGCUUCUAAACCACUCCAAUGCUUUUUCUCUUCUCCCAAAAUCACCUUUCCGAGACAUGGCUGUCAUUUUGAUGCUCAUCCACCAGUUCAUAACAUUUGGAUUUGCAUGCACGCCCCUGUAUUUUGUGUGGGAGAAAGCAAUCGGCAUGCACGAAUGCAAGAGUCUGUGCAAGCGAGCAGCAGCUAGAUUGCCUGUGGUCAUCCCCAUCUGGUUCCUCGCCAUCAUCUUCCCUUUCUUCGGACCUAUCAAUUCCACCGUCGGAUCUCUCCUCGUCAGCUUCACCGUCUACAUCAUCCCCGCCCUGGCCCACAUCUUCACCUUCAAAUCAGCCGCCGCCCGCGAGAACGCAGUUGAGCAGCCACCAAGAUUCGUAGGUCAAUGGGUUGGGACGUACACGAUCAAUAUCUUCAUUGUGGUGUGGGUACUGGUCGUUGGGUUCGGAUUCGGUGGGUGGGCGAGCAUGACAAACUUCAUACACCAGAUCGACACGUUUGGAUUAUUCACCAAGUGCUACCAAUGCCCUCCUCCGUCAUCGUUGACUCACCACCAAAACGGCACCGUUGCGGCGGCACCUCCGCCGCUCCACCACCUCGGGAACCACACUCGCGGCCUUUGAUUCCGACACACCAACAAUUGUUAGUGCCAGGAUGAAGUGGAGUCAAGCGCGUUUGGAGAUGCAGAGUAAGGGUUUUUAGCAUAGAGAGGUUGUUGUGCAUUUUAAGAGGAAGAGAAAAAAGGGUUGUACUAGAUUGAAAAGAGAAACAGAGAAGAAGAAUUUGUACUUUUUUUCUUUUUUAAAUCUUUGGAGUUAAAAUGCUUAAUCACUCAAAUCUAUAUAAUGGAGUUAAUAUUUGGGUGUUACA